CACCGUCCAAACACUGAUCAAGCACUCACAUGCCACGCCUUCUUCCACUAGGCCCGUGAUGCCGCCUCGAUUAUCUCUGGGAGCGCCCAGGACCCUAUCGUCAUUGUCCGCAAACUGGGUACGCAUACGGCCCCAUCGGAGGUUUGCUUCAAGCUCCGCAGAUGCCCCGGAAGUCUACGAUGUCGUCUGUGUUGGUGGUGGACCAGCAGGACUCAGCCUGCUUGCGGGACUGAAAGCGUCGCCCAUCACAAGCGGGCUUAAAGUUGCUCUCAUUGAGGGCCAGGAUCUGCACAAGAAUCGGCUACAGAAAGACGCGAGCUUGGAGAGCUUCUCGAAUAGAUGUAGUUCACUCACACCAGCUUCUGUAAGGAAUCUGCAAGAGAUUGGAGCAUGGCCCCAUGUGAACACCCCAAGAGUGCAGCCCUACCAGGAAAUGCAAGUAUGGGACGGCGUAACCGACGUACGCAUAUCCUUCGACUGGAACACGGCUAAACCCCUCCUCUCUCCUCGCAACCCGUCACAACCUACUACCGUAGCCUACAUGAUCGAGAACGUGAACACGACUUCAAUGCUCCUCAGUCGUCUCGAAGAAUUGGGCGGUGUCGACUUCUAUACCUCGACCAAGGUCAACUCGAUCGAUCUAGGCGCUGAUACAGAGAAGAUGGACUUCUCAUCCUGGCCCACACUCACACUGUCGAAUGGAAAGACACUAGCUGCCAGGUUGUUAGUAGGAGCGGAUGGAGCCAACAGCCCUGUGCGGACAUUUGCAGGUAUCGAGUCUCGCGGCUUCGAUUAUGGUAGACACGGUGUCGUCGCGAGUUUGAAGAUUGAAGGCCAGGGCUGGGGUGGACCAGACCACAAGAUUGCAUACCAGAGGUUUCUACCCACUGGGCCCAUUGCUAUGCUACCACUUCCCGGCAACCUGUCUACCCUCGUAUGGAGCACAACUCCCGAACGCGCUGCGAAGCUGAAGGCUUUAUCGCCAGACGACUUCGUAGCAAUGGUGAACGCAGGCUUCAGACUAUCCCCCACAGACCUUGAAUACCUACACACUCUACCCUCAGGACAAGCAGACGAGGUCGCUUGGCGAGAAAAGCAUACACCUGUCGACAAUCGCGCAAUACCUAUGCGCGUAACAUCCGUCCAAGCCGGCACUGUAGCGUCCUUCCCUCUCCGCAUGCGCCAUGCAGACACCUACACCGGCGAACGUGUCGCACUAGUUGGCGACGCAGCACAUACCAUCCAUCCCUUAGCUGGCCAAGGCUUGAAUCAAGGCCAAGGCGAUGCCGCAGCUCUCGUUCGCACGAUAUCGUAUGCGGUACAGACGGGUCAAGACAUCGGAUCAACGCUUGCGUUGGAGAGCUACAAUAGUGAGAGGUAUGCAGAGAACAAUGCGAUGCUGGGAGUUUGUGAUAAACUGCAACGGUUAUAUAGUGUAGAAUCAGGGCCACUUGUAGCGUUGCGCAGUCUGGGUUUGCGAGCAGUCGAUGCAAUGGGUCCAUUGAAAGGCUUCUUCAUGAGUAAAGCAGCUGGUGGCACCUGAGCAGUUGUUCUAGUUAUCUGUAUUAUAAGUUGUAAGCACCCUUGUAAAGCAGUCGAAACCCGCGAGUAAUGACACGAAAACGGCAGUCGCUUGCGCCAUCGUCACAACCCUGCAUGUGCCCC
This is a messenger RNA of Cucurbitaria berberidis CBS 394.84, 1665 nucleotides long. RefSeq names its product ubiquinone biosynthesis hydrox. The coding region runs from base 59 to 1543 and encodes 494 amino acids. Gene Ontology annotation, biological process: ubiquinone biosynthetic process. The transcript has 2 exons. The record is from RefSeq and is a predicted model, not a curated record. Gene Ontology annotation, cellular component: mitochondrion. Gene Ontology annotation, molecular function: 2-octaprenyl-6-methoxyphenol hydroxylase activity; FAD binding; oxidoreductase activity, acting on paired donors, with incorporation or reduction of molecular oxygen, NAD(P)H as one donor, and incorporation of one atom of oxygen. NCBI's taxonomy places the organism in Eukaryota, Fungi, Ascomycota, Dothideomycetes, Pleosporales, Cucurbitariaceae.